Messenger RNA from Passer domesticus (house sparrow), 3798 nucleotides. RefSeq names its product WW domain containing oxidoreductase (gene WWOX). NCBI's taxonomy places the organism in Eukaryota, Metazoa, Chordata, Aves, Passeriformes, Passeridae. Gene Ontology annotation, biological process: positive regulation of transcription by RNA polymerase II; hippo signaling. Gene Ontology annotation, cellular component: cytoplasm; nucleus. The record is from RefSeq and is a predicted model, not a curated record. Bases 52 to 729 code for a protein of 225 amino acids. Gene Ontology annotation, molecular function: protein binding; transcription coactivator activity. The transcript has 7 exons.
GGAGCCGGGCGGAAGCGGGGCGCGCCGGCGGAGCGGCGCCGCGCCGAGCCCAUGGCCGCGCUCAAGUACGCGGGGCUGGAGGACACGGACAGCGAGGAGGAGCUGCCGCCGGGCUGGGAGGAGCGCACCACCAAGGACGGCUGGGUUUACUACGCCAACCACCUUGAAGAAAAAACACAGUGGGAACAUCCUAAGUCUGGGAAGAGGAAACGUGUUGCAGGAGAUCUGCCAUAUGGAUGGGAGCAGGAGACUGAUGAAAAUGGACAAGUCUAUUUUGUGGACCAUAUAAACAAAAGGACUACCUACCUUGACCCAAGACUGGCCUUUACAGUAGAAGAUAAUCCAGUAAAACCUACUACUAGACAAAAAUAUGAUGGGAACAGUACUGCAAUGGAAAUUCUGCAGGGUCGUGACUUGAGUGGGAAAGUGGCAAUAAUCACAGGAGCCAAUUCAGGAAUAGGUUUUGAGACUGCCAAGUCCCUGGCCCUGCACGGGGCGUGUGUCAUCCUGGCGUGCAGGAGCCCGGCGCGAGGCGAGGCGGCCGUGCAGCGCAUCCUGGGGGAGUGGCAUAAAGCCAAGGUAGAGGCAAUGACCUUAGACCUUGCUUCUCUUCAGAGUGUGCAGCACUUUGCUGAAGCAUUCAAAUCCAAGAAUCUAGACAUUCCCCACUGGAUAUUUCCACCGGGAGUGAAUGAGCUCCAUCUUCCUUCCUUGUCAAGACAGUGCUAACGUUAGGAUGAGAAUGGGAAAAGAGAUCUCAGUGCACCUAAAUGGCUGGACUUGUUCAAGUUGCUUCUUUAAUAUGUAUCAAGUCUUUCCCCUCUGCUGGUUUCCAGCUCAGGCAGUUCAUUGAAUGUCUCUGUUAUGGAAAGUCAAAUAAAUGAUCUGUUUAUAAUAAUGUUCUGGGCUAAGAUGGAUUUGGCAUGAGCUGUUUUUUGUGCAGCUGGCAGAGGCAGACCAACCAAUCUUUCAUAUUAGUGUUUUGGAACUAAGAAACACAGAAUUGAAUCUGCUAUUCAUUGAGUGGGCAUGAUGUGAGGAAUGAUGGUUGGUAUUAAUCCCCCUUACAGACAAAAUGACAACUCUCCUGUGAUUGUAUAGAACACAGCAUUGGAAUUCAGUCAGGGGCAGAGUUGGGUGGUUCAGGGUCUGUGGAAUUGGUGUUUGUGUAGGAGUGGAGACUUGUGGAUGUGGCACCUUGGUUUCUAUUUCUCAGUUUGAUCAUACCAUACUUGGCUGAAAGCUGCAUACUUUAACUGGGGGACAGCACUGAUGUUUCAGUUCUAAAACUCCCAGGACUGGACCUGUUGCCAAUAUUUGCAGCCAUGGUGUCCUGGCAUUUGCCCAGACCUCAUCAAAAGAGCACUUCCAUGAUCAAAACAGCAGGCAGGAGUGAGCAGUAAAGUUAUAGAUGAAAUUUUAUGUGCAUUUGUACUUUUCAGUGGUGCAUGGUGCCACUUGGUUUGAAUUAAAGUUAUCGUCUGCCAAACAGUAAGGCUUUAAUUUAAUGUUCUCAAUGUUUGAGAGAAAAAAGCUGAAGUAAUCCUGAAAAAUCUUGAAUUACUCCAAAGACAUGAAAUAAUGUUUGCCAAUAGCUACUGCUUAGAAUUUUCUGAAUUGUUAGGAGCAAUUCACAAUUAUGCAGGACUUCCAGAUGUAGAUCUUCACUGCAGUUACUUUCCUAUACUUUAAAACAAGAUUUUUAUUUUGUGGUAAGAAUUGGCAUAUGCUAACAGUUUACUCACUAAUGAUGUGUGUAGAAAUAUGGAAAAGACAGCAGUUAUGAAUUAUGGCUCUCCAUUUGGAAGUUUAGUCUUUUCUUAUUUUCCUAACCAGACCCAGAAUGGAGUGGGCCAGGUUUUCAGCUGGCCUCCUUAGCUGAGGCCCCAAACUCUGUAGCUGCAUUCAUUUUUCAUGCUGCAGGCAGAAGUGUGCUGAAACCUUGCAGGUGCAAUUAAGAUUUCGGAGCCUGAUGAAAAGUCAAUCCAGAAUAUUAUUUUUCUGCAUUUUCUUAUUAUAACUGACAUAUUGCAGGUGUUUUUUUUUAAUUCCAGUUGAAUGACAAAUCAUAGAUACUGUGUGUUAAAUUCUAUGCAUACCUGAGCAUACAUAUGUAAAAAUGGGAUCUGCUUAGCAAGUUGUUACAAAUAUACCUUAAAAGGUCUGGAAAAAAAAUAAUAUAUGAUUCAGAUGAAUUAUCAGUCGUGCCAUUAUGCCAACAUGUUUAAUGAUUGUAUAGUCCAUGUAUCUCUAUCAGACAUGAUUGUUGCCACUGCUUAUUGUCUUUCCAAACCUGAACAUGUUUUAUAUCACUGUACAACUCUGUUAACUCUUUGCCAUUAAUAGAAUUACUUUCUGUGAAUAAAAACUAGUGACAGUUAGAUUUUACAUUUGUUUUCUCAGCUUAGAGUAUGGUUGGCAUCCUGGCAGUGCCACCAAGGCACAAACUUCUGGACAAUAUUGUGCAUUUUGAGAUAUCAAAAAAUACCCUAAUUGAAUUAGGAAACAUGCAUAGUUCAGAAGUUACUGUUGCAGACAGCACAUAUCAUAAAUUUAAAUAAGAUCAAAGGCUGACUACAUUUGAAACGUACAUAAUAAUAUUAGGGUAAUUUUUUUUUUUCUCUUUGUGGUAAUGCUGUGCCUUAUUAAAGCCUAGGGAUUGGUUUUCUGCAUAAAUAGUUUUUCUUUUUCUUCUUUUUCUUCUUUCUUCUGUUUUAAACUCUUGUACACAAUUACCCCUUUGUGGUAGCAUGUGUCAAGUCAUGUGGAUCCAAAAACUAUUUCCAAUACUUUAUAAAUUAAAAAUCUCAAAAUCUUAUGUUCUUCCCCCUUUUCCUGGAGGCAGAGAUCCUGAAGUUUUAAUCAGAUCACCUUUCCUUUCAUCUGCUCUAUCACGGAAAUACUUUUUGCCUCAGAAUAUUUAAUUUUUUUUGUUUUAAGUAAAGUCCAUAUUACUUCACCAUUACUUUGGACACUUUGCACUCACUUCACUCUGCCCUAAUGAAGAAACCUUUGCUCCCUGGUUGUUCUGGUGCACAUUUUCAGCCAUUUCUGUGCCUAAAUCCAGGGUGAGUCUAAGAUAGCUUGGGGCUCUGUUUUCUUAAAAAAAUCCACAAGAUGCACCAGCUGUGAAAGCUGUUUUGAGCAUCUAAAUAAGUAAAAUAUGUAUGAUUAAUAUGAUUAAUAACUGAUUAAAACAUAUUCUGUCACAAAUAUACCAAGGAUCUUUGAGCAUUAUGGAUUAAUGGGUUUUGAGAAGCUCUGUGCAUUUAAUUGAUGUUGCCUUCUAAAAUUCUGAAUUAUAAGGCCAGAGUAUUUAAUUACAUAUACAUUAAAAUAUAUUUAGUCUAUUUAGUUAAAUGCUUUCUAGAGGAGAUAAUUAAAACACAGAAGGCAGAGUCUUCUGCUACUUGGGUAGAGAAGCAUCACUGCAGGCCUGAGAAUGGCCACGGAUCUUAGAAUCCAAAAAUUUGUGUAAUAGACUGAGAAGGUUGUGUUUCUUUAUUAGCUGUUGCCCAAAAUCCCAGAGGAUGUCAAAGUACAUUAAUUUCCAUCACAGCAUGGAAUCUUUCAGGUCUGAAUGGCAGCACACAGCUGCUGUAGGGCUGUGUGUGAAUUCUGUUACAGCUCUAUAAUCUCUGGGCAAAACAGGGAAGAGUCAUUGGCAAGUGAAAUGUUCAAACUCCUUGAGGUGUUUUAUUCUUUGAAUGAUCCACCAUGGUUCCAAAAACGUUUUCCAAGGGUUUAGCUGUUUUCAAGUGAAAAUAUUACAAAUAUGUAAUAAAAGUAGUAAUAGAU